This is a messenger RNA of Cryptomeria japonica (Japanese cedar), 1371 nucleotides long. Its product is annotated as xyloglucan endotransglucosylase protein 2. Gene Ontology annotation, biological process: xyloglucan metabolic process; cell wall biogenesis. Gene Ontology annotation, molecular function: hydrolase activity, hydrolyzing O-glycosyl compounds; xyloglucan:xyloglucosyl transferase activity. The transcript is spliced from 5 exons. Gene Ontology annotation, cellular component: cell wall; apoplast. The record is from RefSeq and is a predicted model, not a curated record. Lineage: Eukaryota; Viridiplantae; Streptophyta; Pinopsida; Cupressales; Cupressaceae. The coding region runs from base 232 to 1122 and encodes 296 amino acids.
AAAAGCCCAGCUCUAGUUUGCAUGUGCUGUUUGUACAGCAAGGCUUAACCUGAUAAUAUUUUUAUUGUUUCCUACUCCAAUCCCUAGCCUACAAAAACCCUCUCCUUCCUCCCUCACAUACAUCUAGCACUUCCUUCUAUCCUCUUUCAAAUUUUCAUCUGGUUUCCUUAAAAAUCAUUCUCUUUGGUUCUAAGUUGCCUGUUAAAUCUUUUCUCUUCAUAGAAGCAACGGAUGAUGUUACUGAAUAUGCUGCCAAAAGUAUUUCUACUCUUCAUGGUAGUGGCUCUUCCAACUGCCAUGGCUGGAAAACCUCCAAGUCCUGUGGAUGUGUCAUUUUCAAGGAACUAUGUUCCCACUUGGGCUUUUGAUCAUAUCAUGCAAAUCGAUGGUGGAAAACAGGUCGACCUUGUUCUAGAUAAAUCCACAGGCACUGGAUUUCAGACUAAGGGGGAAUAUUUGUUUGGACACUUCAGUAUGACUAUCAAGAUGGUCCCAGGGGACUCUGCAGGGGUUGUAACUGCCUUUUAUCUAUCCUCACAGAACUCAGAGCAUGAUGAGAUAGACUUUGAGUUCUUAGGAAACAGGACUGGGCAGCCCUACAUUCUCCAAACCAAUGUGUUCAGUGGAGGGAGAGGAGACAGAGAGCAGCGCAUAUACCUCUGGUUUGACCCCACUAAAGAAUUCCAUUCGUACUCUGUUCUCUGGAACAUGAAUCAGAUUGUGUUCUUUGUAGAUGAUGUUCCAAUCAGAGUGUUCAAGAACAGCCAUGAUUUGGGAGUGAGGUAUCCAUUCAAUCAGCCCAUGAAGAUCUACUCAAGCCUGUGGAAUGCAGAUGACUGGGCCACAAGAGGGGGACUUGAGAAGACAGACUGGAACAAGGCACCAUUUGUUGCAGCAUACAAGGGAUUCCAUGUUGAUGGGUGUGAGGCAUCUGCACCAAACUCACAGUGCUCAACAGUGGGCAUGAGGUGGUGGGAUAAGAAGGAAUUUGAUGAUUUGGAUGGACUACAGUGGAGAAAGCUCAAGGAGGUGCGCCAAAAGUAUACCAUCUACAACUAUUGCACAGACAGAGUCCGUUUUCCAAAAAUGGCUCCCGAAUGUGCAAGAGACCAAGAUGUCUAGGGAAGCGUUUUUCAUAUGACUCGCAGUCACAGUACAAUAAUAUAUGUUGGGUGUAGCUGUGGCUAUCCUUAACAUUAUUCGUUGCAUCCAUUACAAUAAAUAACUUAUUUAUGUAAUAGAUUUAUUGAGAUUCAAUUGCAGAGUCGAUCUUUAUCUCUCCAUAUUAUUAGUGAUAAUGCUGUAUUUUGGUUAAUUUCUUCAACUCUGAACUGUCAAAAUGUCGUUGUGCAAGAAUUUUAAAUUGUUGGA